AUGGCGCGAGAAGGAGACUCAGAUGGCACAUUGGCCAUGCCCCGGCUAGACGAAAUAUUGCGCCACCCAGAAGACCUGGAUAAGAUUGCAGGAUUGAAAGCCGAAUAUACACGAAAGAAGGGAGCAGUUGACUCACAGCUCCGGGAAGGUCUCCGGCAUCAAUUGGAAACGGUUCAACGAAGUAUAAAUGCCUUGACUGAGGGCCAGCGACAGGUCACGAAGACGAGAGACGAACUUCAGACUAUAGACAAGCUGUGCGCGGAAUCACAAACGAGCGUCGAGGACUUUUCGCGAAUUGAUAAAUUGGCCAAAGUACAGCGGAACUUCGAAGCAACCCUGAUGAUGAAGAAGGGCUUGGAGAACUUCAGUACCGAUCUUGCGGAGGUCGAGGAACUUUUGCGACAGGACGACGAGGAUCUCGAGAAUCAGCCGAAUUUGUUACGGGUACACAUGCAGAUCUCGCGGUUGAGAGAUUUUCGAGACGAGGCAAUGGACCAGAUUCGCAAGGCUCAGGAUCCGAGCAGCGAAGCGACGCUGGCGGACUACUUCCAAGGCCUGGAUUCUGUCAUUGAUUGGUUUGAUGAGCAUCUCGGAACUGCUUGUAUGAAUCUCAUCCCGCUAGUGCAGUCAGACAACCGGAGUAUGGUUGUCCGGCUGGGUGUGAUUGUCAUGACUGAGGAGAAGAAUGACGCGACGGUGCGCGCUCUUCAGGAGGCACAAAAGGAUCAUCAGGACCUGGCAGGCCGGUUUAAGUCCAUGAACAUCGGUCCUAAAACAGUUCGCGGCUACAAAGAGAAACUCUUGCAAGCAAUCGAGCUGUAUGCGGAGAACCAGUUUCAGGAAACUAAGGAGGCGUUUCUGGGCGAUCCUGAGAACCUGGAUAAGAGCUUCAAGUGGUACUUCAACGACCUCUUUUCUGUUCAACAAGGCAUGCAAGCACUGCUUCCGAAAAAGUGGAAGAUUUACAAAACAUAUACGAAUAUUUAUCACCGAAUGAUGCAUGAUUUUCUUAUCGAGCUCAUUAAUGACCCUGAGUUACCGGCAGACAACUUGCUUGCGAUUCUUCACUGGAGCGAAAAGUAUUAUAAGAAAAUGAAAAAGCUCGGCUGGAAGCAAUCCGAGCUCCAACCGAACAUUCUUGACGACCGUGAGCCUGAGCUCAUCCGACAGUGGCAAAACAUCAUCAUCAAAGCUGUGGAGGAAUGGAUGGAUCGUAUUACCGAAACAGACAGGAAAGGGCUCGUCGAGCGCAUUCCAGAUUCCCUCGACACCAACGCAGAAGGAUAUUUCCGUACAAAGACCCUUCCAGAUAUGUGGCGUAUGCUGCACGAACAGAUUGUGGCUUCUGGUGCUUCCUCUCGAACAGAUGUUGUAGAAGGCAUCAUUGAUGCCAUGUUCCGAGUGCUCAAGAGUCGCCAAACCACCUGGCAAACGCUCAUUGACGAGGAAUGUGCGAGAUAUAAGGCGGUGGGCGGCGACCAACUCGAAGGCCUCCAGCUAUUGCAAGAUUGGCUCAUUGCCGUUGCCAACGAUCAGAUCGCCUGCAUUGACGACAAUGACGAGUCGGGCCAGCUGGGAUACUUGAGCAAAUUCAAGCGUGAUUUCGAGCCAUCCGUGGAUCCGAAGUAUAUGGCCUCACGAGCCAUACCUGAACUCGACGCUCUGCGGGACGGCUAUGUGGACUUGAGUACGUAUUGUCUCACUCAGUUCGUCGAACUGGUCUUCACUGUCGACUUCCGCACCACUAUUCCAGACUUCUUCACCCAAAAAUGGUAUGGCGACUUUGCCAUCAAGCGAAUCACCUCAACUUUUGAGGACUACAUGACAGAUUACUCUGCCGUUCUGCAUCCUUCCCUGACCGACAUCCUGGUUGAAGAACUGUCCGACGAACUCCUGAUCCGAUAUCUAUCAUCGGUCCGCAACAAGGGUGUCAAGUUCAAGCGGCACGUCGAUCCGUACACCGACAAAUUCAAAGACGACGUCCUUACAGUCUUUGCUUUCUUCCAGAAAUACCCCGACUCUUUUGCUUCGAUCAAGCAGAAGUGGCGGCUAGUUGAUUGGCUUCUCCGUCUGCUCGAAGCAGAGAAAGGUCCGGCUCUGGUUGCAGUUUACGAGGACUUCAAAACGGAUUACUGGGAUCUACAGCUGUCAUGGGUUGAAGCAGUGCUGAGGACUAGGGAUGAUUUCGAGAGAAGCAUGAUCAGCGCCAUCAAAACAAAGGCGGCGGAAUUGUCAAUAGAGAGGGGUACAGAGACGCUCAUGAGUCGCGUGCGAUGA
Aspergillus lentulus is the source of this 2277-nucleotide messenger RNA. Its product is annotated as SNARE-binding exocyst subunit SEC6. Gene Ontology annotation, molecular function: SNARE binding. The record is from RefSeq and is a predicted model, not a curated record. Lineage: Eukaryota; Fungi; Ascomycota; Eurotiomycetes; Eurotiales; Aspergillaceae. Gene Ontology annotation, biological process: exocytosis; exocyst localization. Gene Ontology annotation, cellular component: exocyst.